This is a messenger RNA of Ambispora gerdemannii, 987 nucleotides long. Lineage: Eukaryota; Fungi; Glomeromycota; Glomeromycetes; Archaeosporales; Ambisporaceae. The record is from the annotation of a GenBank genome assembly.
AUGUCAGUAUCCUCGACGACAACGACUCCAGAUACCGAACAAACACUACCUACCUUUUCACCUUCAAGCUUAUCAAAGAAUGCACAAAAACGUAUUUUAAAGCAGCAGAAAUGGGAGGCUACUCGUGCACUACGUAAAGAGGUUAGAAAAGAAAAAGAAAAGAAGAAAAAGGCGCGAAAACAAGAGCAACAAAGGACAGCGGAAGGUGACAAAGAUUCUGUUAAACCAAGGGAACCGCCAUUGAAAAAACAAAAAAUAGUUCAAACUCCGAGUACAAUGAAAGUUAUAAUUGAUCUGGAUUUUGACGAUUAUAUGAGUGAUAAGGAAAUUGUUGACCUUUCUGCACAAUUGACACGAUGUUACUCUUACAACAAUAAUAAAACAGUAAACCCUGUUGGUCUAUUCUACACAUCUUUUAGCGGGCGUCUUCAGGAACGAUUCGAUACUCGCCUCAAAGAAUACCACAAUUGGAAAAAUGUGAUAAUAGAAAAUAAACCAUAUCUAGAACUUUUCCCUAAUAAACAAGAUCUUGUUUAUUUGACGGCCGAUGAUGAAGAAGUUGUGCUUCAGGAAUUGGACGAGAGUAAAAUAUAUAUUAUUGGUGGGAUUGUGGAUAAAAAUCGGCACAAGCGAUUAUGUUAUCAUAAAGCGAAACUAGAAGGUAUUGCUACCGCUAAAUUACCGAUCAUAUUUGAAAUUCUCGUUGAUUGGCUAGAAACUAAGAAUUGGCGAGAGACUCUAUUAAAAGUUAUUCCGCCGCGAAAAUUUCAUCCAGAUAGCAAAAAGCAGAGACGUGAGACUGCAAAGAAAAAUUUGCAAUUAAAUAAUGAAGAUGAAAAGAAUUUGACAAAGAUAGAGUCAAAUGAAGAAAGCAAGUUAUUGGAGGUGAAUCAAAAAGUAGAAUUAGAUGUUAAUGUCUCGAGUAAUGAUGAGGUUGAUGAGGGUGGGGAUGAUAAUGGUGAUGAUGGCGAAAAUGAUAUAGAUUAA